AUGAGCAAUAUGAGGAAAAAGCCCCGGGUUCCCUUUACUAAAAAGUUUCCAGGGAUAGAUCCUAUGGCUCUCCGUUUGCUUGAACGUCUUCUUGCUUUUGAUCCUAAGGAACGGCCAAGUGCUGCUGAGGCCCUGACAGAUCCAUACUUUAAUGGAUUAGCAAAUAAUGAACGUGAACCCAUAGCACAACCUAUCUCAAAACUUGAAUUUGAGUUUGAGAAGCGGAAACUGGCCAAAGAUGAUGUCCGAGAAUUAAUUUACCGAGAGAUUUUGGAGUACCAUCCUCAAAUGCUAGAAGAAUACCUACAUGGAGGAGACCACAGCCAGAUGACCUUCAUGUAUCCAAGGGAAAGAGUAAUUGGCAAUAAACAUGGAGAUGGCAAUGCAGGUGAUAAGCUAGUGCAUGCCUCAGUGACGGAUGGCAUCAGCCAACCGGUCUUGAGUGCGAGAAGUUUGCUGAAGAGCGAAAGCAUCAGUGCUUCCAAGUGUAUAGGUGAAAAACCAAAGCAUGUCAAAGAUGGGGAAUCUGUUUUGGAGAGCGUGGAUGAAACAGUCGAUGAUGUGACGAAGAAAAUCCCUCAACUGAAAACCUGA
Messenger RNA from Miscanthus lutarioriparius, 594 nucleotides. NCBI's taxonomy places the organism in Eukaryota, Viridiplantae, Streptophyta, Magnoliopsida, Poales, Poaceae. The record is from the annotation of a GenBank genome assembly.